AUGAGGAGGAAAUCCGUGCAGUAUGGUGACCUCGAUCUGAACAAGAUGAUCAGUACCCUGAUACAGGUGAAGCCGUGGCAGAAGAGUAUUGACGUGAACGAGAGUGAGAUCCGUAUGAUAUGCGCUCUUGCUCGACAGAUUUUCAUUCAUCAACCGAUGCUUCUGGAACUGGAACCACCGUUAAAAAUCGCAGGUGACAUUCAUGGUCAGUACAAUGAUUUGCUGCGGUUGUUCACUCUAGCCGGUUUUCCUCCCGAAUCAAACUAUCUCUUCCUAGGCGAUUAUGUCGACCGCGGCCAGAAAAGCAUUGAGACAAUCGUGCUUCUAUUAUGCUACAAAAUCAAAUAUCCCAACAAUUUCUUCCUCUUACGUGGUAAUCACGAAGUGACGAAUCUGAAUCGAAUCUACGGAUUUUAUGACGAAUGUGAGUUGUCAUUAGGCAAACGUCGUUACAGUAUCAAGUUGUGGAAGACGUUCCAGGACGUGUUCAACUGUAUGCCUGUGGCCGCGCUGAUCGACAACAAGAUCUUUUGUUGUCACGGCGGCCUCUCGCCAACGCUGCGCUCACUGGAUCAGUUGAAACGGAUAUCCCGACCAUGUGAUGUUCAGGAAACAGUUAUAGCGGUUUUUUGGUCUUCAGGUCUUCUAUGUGACAUUCUGUGGUCUGAUCCAGACUCAUCUGUCGUCGGUUGGGCACCAAACGAGCGAGGCGUGUCAUAUGUGUUUGGUGUGGACGUGCUAGCGCAAUUUCUACAGAAAAUGGAUCUUGACAUUGUAGUCAGAGGCCAUCAGGUGGUCGAAGACGGCUACGAGUUUUUUGGACGCCGAGGUCUGGUCACUGUGUUCUCAGCUCCGAACUACUGUGGCGAGUUCGACAACGCCGGCGCCGUAAUGAACGUCGACGAGAACCUGCUGUGUUCCUUCCAGGUGAGCUAUCAUCACAAAGCAGACGUCCUCUGCAUUCUCGUACCAACCUUCUCUUUUGGUUUUUGA
Molecule: messenger RNA, 993 nt
Organism: Angiostrongylus costaricensis
Lineage: Eukaryota; Metazoa; Nematoda; Chromadorea; Rhabditida; Metastrongylidae
Source: the annotation of a GenBank genome assembly